UCAACAACACCGGGAGAGCGCGAAGCCAGCAGGUUUGUCCACGCUGGCUUCCCAUAGUCCACAGGAUUUCCGGGAUACUUCAGUCGGGUCAGGGCUGGACAGGGCUGGGAUCCUGGCCGAGUGUACCCGAUGGCUGCUGUGUUUCUGGUGAUGCUCUACGAGUAUUCACCACUCUUUUACAUCGCCGUGGUCUUCACCUGCUUUAUUGUGACCACCGGCCUGGUGCUGGGAUGGUUUGGUUUGGAGGUUCCAGUAAUCCUGAGAAAUUCAGAAGAGAUAGAAUUCAACACAAGAGUAUCCAAAAAGGAGAUGAAACAAGUCAAGAAUCCUUUUGGUUUAGUGAUCACUAAUCCAGCUUCAGCCUCAAUCACAAAUGGCAUAACAUUAACACCUGAUUGUAUUGAAGAAAGCAUCCUUACUUGCUACUGGGGUUGUGAUGUUCAAGAAUUGUAUGAAGCACUGCAAAAGCAUGUUUAUGUCUCCAGAAUAAAUACUCCACAGGCACUAGAAGAUGCUAUAUAUAGCAAAUAUAUCUAUCGAGAACAACAUUUUGUUAAAAAAAAUAGCAAAGAAGAAAAAUACUGUCAAUUACCAAGUGAUGCUAAAAUUGAAGAUUUUGGCAUUGUGCCUAGAUCUCAAUAUCCACUGGUGGCACUAUUAACUUUAGCUGAUGAAGAUUCCCAAGGACUUUAUGAUAUUAUUUCAAUGGUGACUGUGAUUCAUAUUCCUGAUAAGAAAUACAAACUUUCCUGCAGAAUAUUAUAUCAGUAUGUACUAUUGGCUCAAGGCCAAUUCCAUGACCUUAAGCAACUUUUCAUGUCUGCAAAUAAUAAUACACCAUCCUUGAGUAACUCUUCUCCAGAAGAACAAAGCACUGACAGACAUUUGUUGGAAAAAGUUGGACUGGCUGAAAGUGAAGUGGAACAGUAUGAAGAAAAUAGCAAAGACUGUGUUGUUUGCCAGAAUGGGAAGGUGAAUUGGGUACUCUUACCGUGUAGACACACAUGCUUGUGUGAUGGCUGUGUUAAGUAUUUUCAGCAGUGCCCUAUGUGUAGACAAUUUGUUCACGAAUAUUUUGCACUAUGCACUCAAAAAGAACAAGAUAAAGAAACACCAAAAAGUGAAGGGACUGUUACUUCUUAAAGAUUUUGUCUACUGAAGAUGGAGACUUUUUUUUUGCUUUAAAUCAGUCAGAAUUUAAAAUCUGUGCAGUAUUGCUGGUAAGUGAUAAGAAUUACCUUCUAACUUCAUAUUUGUACAGUAUGUUUGCAGUAUAAAUUAAGUGUUCAUUCUGCUCAAUAUGUCUAUCAGAAUAGCCAUCACCUGCAGUGUUACUUAAAAAAAUACAGCUUUUUUGAAAACUAUAAUAUAAAUGCGUGAUAACUUCAUGUAGUGUUAAAUCAUUCUCUAAAGAGAUACAUCUAUAACUUAGAGGGAAAAUAGAGAACAUUAAAUUUUCCCUCGUUAACACUUUUUUUCCCUCUUUAAUGUGCAAUUAGGAGAAAUUUAGUUAUAAAAUAAUUGUGUACUUUGGUUAUAUGAAUGAAGAAUAGAAAGGCUUUCUAAACCUUGCCAAAUCCUUUUCCUAAAAGUUGGUUAGCUUUUGAUGUAUCUGUAUGUUUGCACUUGUAAUGUAACUGAUAUUAAUACAUGUAUAAUUAUACAUAGAAAUCAGUUUUUGAAUGCAGGUUCUACAUCAGAAAUACAGUAUUCUAUAUUUCAGUAUUUUCAUUGUAUCAGGUAUUAAUAUUCAUGAACCAGAUAUGAAACUUGAGCAAUGAAACAAUUCCUGUAAGAAAAGAUUAGAAUGACACAUUUUAUAAGAUGGAUAGUGUGAUUAUUAAUGUAAAUCUUUUCUUUUUUUCUGUAAGAGUUGAGAUGGAUUACUUCACUUUUCUUCCUCUAUAGUCUGUCUGCAACAGAAUAGAUUUUGGAGCCACCAAAAUGCACCUAAAGAAGAAAUAAAAAUUAAUAUUGUGUAUUUUUAUUCCCUAAUAAAUCCCAAGCCCUUCCAAAAGA
This is a messenger RNA of Phascolarctos cinereus (koala), 2019 nucleotides long. RefSeq names its product cell growth regulator with ring finger domain 1 (gene CGRRF1). Lineage: Eukaryota; Metazoa; Chordata; Mammalia; Diprotodontia; Phascolarctidae. The record is from RefSeq and is a predicted model, not a curated record. Gene Ontology annotation, biological process: negative regulation of cell growth.